AUGUCAAAAAAAGGAGACCGAUUGUUUGUAGAAAAUGGUUUAGCUUCAUCGUAUGCAAGGAAUAAGAUGGCAGGAAUCGCAACUAAAUUCCUUGUGGGUGGUAUGCUCUUAAGUGGAGUCUGCAAUACGAUAUUAAACAAACUCCAAGAUAUGCAAUGUGUAAAUAAUUGUGAUAACCCAGACCCAAAGAAACGAGAAUAUUUUGAACAACCAGUCUGGCAAACACUAAACAUGUUCAUUGGGGAGACUAUGUGUUUUGUCUUGGUCAAUUACGUGCCAAUAGAAAGUGAGGGAGAAGAAGAGUCAUCAUCUAGAAUAAAGAUUGAUGAAGAAGUUUCUGGAACAACCGAAGAAUUAACUGGAUGGAAAGUUUUGUUGUUUUGGCUUCCGACAAUGGCUGACAUCUUGGGAACUACUUUGAUGAACGUUGGGUUGAUCUACACCUCAGCGUCAGUCUAUCAGAUGCUUCGUGGUGCGGUUGUAAUAUUCACCGCAGCAUUCUCUAUAAUAUUCUUAAAACGAACCUUAUAUGCUUUUCAUUGGGCUUCAAUAUUCCUGGUGGUUCUCGGUGUUACAAUUGUAGGGCUGAGUAGUGUAUUAUUCCCACCACGUAAACCUUCAGACAGUAACUUGACAACAAUAACAAAAACUGAAGGAAUUUCUGAUGCAGCCGCUGCUUUAAUCGGUGUUUUCUUUGUAAUAAUUGCGCAAAUAUUCACCGCAUCUCAAUUCGUUAUUGAAGAAAAAAUCAUGCAUAAAUAUCGCGUGGAACCAUUACGCGCCGUUGGUCUCGAAGGAAUCUUCGGGCUGAUCACAGUUAGUGUUGGAAUGAUCAUAUUACACUUUAUUUAUGGAGUUACACAUCCUGAUGGAUAUUUCAACAUAUCCAACGGGUUUCACCAAAUCUUCGAUAAUGCUGGCAUAUGGCAAACCGGGGUGGCUAUUUGUUUUUCGAUUGCAUUUUUCAACUUUUUCGGGUUAAGUGUGACUCGAACUCUUAGUGCCACUGCUCGAUCUACGAUUGAUACGACUAGAAACCUAUUUAUUUGGAUUGUAGCAUUGUUUUUGGGAUGGGAAACUUUUUCUUGGUUGCAGCUUAUUGGAUUUGCUAUUUUAGUAUGGGGAACGUUUCUUUUCAACGGUGUUGUUAGACCACCAUCGUUCCUCGAGCCGCCCGCACCUGCACCUGGACGUCGUCGCCCUUCCUCUGAGAAUGCGCCACUAUUGACGGAACCUGAGCACAUUUAG
This is a messenger RNA of Ambispora leptoticha, 1248 nucleotides long. NCBI's taxonomy places the organism in Eukaryota, Fungi, Glomeromycota, Glomeromycetes, Archaeosporales, Ambisporaceae. The record is from the annotation of a GenBank genome assembly.